CGCAGCCGCGCAGGCGCACGGGCUGCUGAAAGGCUCGGAAGGCGCCAUGGCUGACCCCUACGCGCCGGUGGAGGCCGCGCUCGGCCCCGACGAGAACUUCCUUUCGCUGGCCGACAUCCUUAUGUCGCAGGAGCGGCUGCCGUGCCGUGCCGAGGUCGCCUGGCCUCGUUUGGCUGCCUUCCUAGCCAGGGUCGACGCGGCCGCUGCGCCCGGCAAGGCGCUCCCUGAGGGUUCAAAGUUGGAAAUCCCUCUCUGGUUGGCCAAAGGCUUGUAUGACAAGCGGAGGAUUCUUUCUGUGGAGCUACCAAAGGUGUACAAAGAGAGCUGGCGGACAGUGUUUAAUGCAGAUGCCAGUGUGGUUGACCUGCAUAAAUUGGGGCCAUAUUACUAUGGAUUUGGGUCCCAGUUACUCAAUUUUGACAAUCCUGAAAAUACUGAAUUAGCUCAGUCCAUACUACAGGUAAAAGAUCUGCUUCUUACAGCUUAUAAUUCUUCAUUAUUAUUUGAAACUUGUUACAGCCACCCAUUCCAGUAGAUUCUGUUUACCUUGUAAAUAAAAACGUUUAAAACAAACCGUACCAAAAGCAACUCAGACUAUGAGAGUCAUGACAGUAACAGACCAGACCAGAGCCCUGAAAAAUACAUGAUUGUAACCCUAGACCUGAUGACAAAGCUAGUAUGUAAGGGCUUUUUGAAACCCCAUGAGAGAGGGCAUUGUGUAUUUCUUAAAGUAGGCUGUUCCAGAGAGUAGGAGCUAUGAGAGGGAAGGCAUGCUUCCCUCUCAUGACAACAUAGAGAGGACUAGAACACCCCCAUUCUGUCAGGGUACCAGGCAAGCAGAAAUGUUUGGAGAUAGGCCUCAGAUAUCCCCCCCCCCCCAUGUUACACAGGGCUUUUUCAACAAACCUUGAAUUGCACUCAGCAGCCUACUGGCACAGCUUGCACAGCCGCAGUGAUCCAUGGACAUAGCAAGAACAUGCCCAUUAUUGCUCAUGUCACUGCAUUUUGUAACAGUGAUAGUUUCUGGAUGUGUUCAAAGUCAGUCCCAUGUACAGUGCCUUGCAGUAAUUCAAUCAUGAGGUGACCACUACAUGAAUAACUGAAGGGUCUCCAUAUCAAUAGGUGCACAAGAUGAGCUGCUGGCCACAGUUGUCACUUGUUCUUUGAACAGUAAGCACAAGUUCAGAAGGACUCCCCAGUUGCAUAGUCGUGAAUAGGGAAGUGUUUCACCAUCCACAACUAACAAUGGAAAUAUAUCUGAACCUGGGGUUGGGGUGAGGGGCAAACACCACCCAGUCUUCUCAAGACUGAGUUGUAGUCUACUCCUGUGAAACAGCUACCAAAUGCUGCAUUUCUCAGAGCCCUUCAAAAGAAAAAGUUUGUGAAUAUAACAGUCCAUUCAAUUAAUGUACUACUUAUCAAUUCUGCACAUUAGCCUAAUUUUGAUGUAAUUCUGCAUUAUAAUUGUGUACUAACAGCCCAAGCUUAGGGUUCCUGUUUUCUCCUUUCUU
Messenger RNA from Pseudonaja textilis, 1511 nucleotides. The record is from RefSeq and is a predicted model, not a curated record. NCBI's taxonomy places the organism in Eukaryota, Metazoa, Chordata, Lepidosauria, Squamata, Elapidae.